This is a messenger RNA of Exophiala mesophila, 3843 nucleotides long. RefSeq lists its product as uncharacterized. The transcript has a single exon. The coding region runs from base 254 to 3607 and encodes 1117 amino acids. NCBI's taxonomy places the organism in Eukaryota, Fungi, Ascomycota, Eurotiomycetes, Chaetothyriales, Herpotrichiellaceae. The record is from RefSeq and is a predicted model, not a curated record.
CUCAUUUUCAUGGGGUUGCUAUUCAUUCGCCCCGUUGCAUGCUGGUCACACUUGCAUCAACGUGGUUGACGUCGACGCACCAAAUCACUUCUUCACACAAAUAGCCCAACCCUGGUUCAGCCUGAUCCUCGCCUUGUGUCACACGGCCCUCAACCUUCUUGACACUGUUGCGACUUGCGACGAAUUCAUCUUCCUCUAGCACCCAUGCUUCUCUGUCGCAGUCUCCCACUGCAUCUUUAGACAAUCCCUCAGCAUGGCUUCCAAUGUCCCAAAUCAACCUGCGACAUCCACCAAUCCGCUACCCAGCCGCUCUACCUUUGAUCCGGCCUGGAAUCAGAUCCAACAAUCUACGGACCUCCCAGAUGACCCAGAUGUUCAAGAUGCCAUCAAAGCCUCACUUGAAGAAGCCUCCAAGAGACUUGCCGACUUCAGCCCUAGCCAAACCCAGAACAUUUUCGCAGCUCAAUCCCAAGAUAUCGAAAAUGACAUCGUCUUAUCCCUGAGCAACCAUUUUGCUCCCUUGGAGGAUCCAGAUGCCGACACGGCAGUCUACAUGGGAUACCCUCCCCAAGGUCCUGAGCAGAAAGACAGCGAGUACUUCCAUAUCAAGCACCACUUUGAUCGUGUCUUCCUCCUUCACAGUGCCAAUUUGAAGCUCAUGGGCGAAGACUCCAAGUUCUACAAACUUCUCGGUCCUGUGUCUGCUCGCACUGAGCGCCGACUUCGAAAGCAGGGCUUGCUGGACAUUCCAGAGGCCCAGCGAGGUUCAAAGUUCAAAUACUACAUUGAUCUGAGGCCUGACACCCAAGAUGAAGAGGCUAUCAUCUUGUUGACUGAUUUGACUUCCACUAGCGGCGUUCUCAAUUGGCAUUUGGCGAGAUCAAAAUACCAGCUUGAUCCUAAACUAGUCCUGGGUUACGAUGACUUUGACUCUAUACCCAAGCUGAAAAUCCAGGAUGAUGAUGCGAGCUAUCACGAAAAGAAAACUGCUCACAAAGCUGCCACGACAUCAAGCCUCCGCCAGGGCUCUCUUUGCGAACCUCCAGCCAGGUCACAGCCUCCUCAAGAAUACUCUCAACUUCGGCACUGGUCAGCCAUUGAGCGUUUACUCAAUGCUAUUGAAGGUCGCAACCCAAACCUAGACUCUGCUCCCAAGGUCUGGACCUUUUUUGCUCUCGCAAAGUAUUUCGGCUGUGCCAAACAUGAGCGUAUCUCGGGCUGGAUUACUUCAUGGAUAUAUCGCGAGAAGAACGAGAAUUUCAUUCAAUGCAACCCUGAAGUCGCCUACAGAAUUGGAAUGGGCAUCCAGUCAGCCAUCCUGGUCCAAGCUGCCUUCUCAAUCCUUGUCGGUGAAAGAGCUCUACUAGUCGCAUACAAGGAGUUCAACCCACCUAAGGCGUCAGACGACUUGAGAAAUGUCCACCAACGAAAACCGGAAUCGAUCGAUGACGACGAAACCAACCGUAUUGAUCAUGCUGCUUCUUCGUUGGUCCAGCGCAUGCGAGAAGUAGUCCAUCAACUUUGCAUUUCCAUGGCCUGGCUUACCGACUGCCCUGAGUACGCGAAGCUACACGAUGUCGUGGCCAGAACAGAGAAAGAACAGAAUACCAUCAACAAUGCCAAGGCCAUCAUUCAAGAAUAUGUUCGAGGAAGAAUCUACUACGUCGUUUGUCAAGCACAGCUUGCUAUGGAUCAACUAGAAAUGCAUCUAUGCGAUGUUUCUUCCUUCCGCUCGUGCGUGGGGUGCCCGUUUGAGAUCGUCUACAACACGCUCAAUCAAUCGAUGAGGGUCUUUACCAAGACGCUAUGGAUGGCACUGAGUCGCACCAUGUUCAAUGCUGGAUCCAGCAACAUCGCAUCUAUAGGAACUCCUGGCCAACCUGGACUUACUGCGUACACCCAGGCUUUGAUCGAUGAAUAUCCCCGCGACCCUCUGAACGGCAUCAAGUGUAUUCGGCGCACUGAGCUGAAUAAUGCUAUUGAGGCUGUCAACUCGAUGCUACUAUCCCAUCGUCAAGUGGACGCGAGGAUCUCUGUCCAUCCCGUCGAUCUCCAGAAUCUCAUCGCAGUGCUCGAUGUCUUUGAAUCAUCUUCUCUCAAGCAUACUACCGACAUUGACAUUCGAGAGGCUCAGGAUCCAACAUCACCGCAAAAGCGUCGCAAAACAUGGGAUCGUGCAGAUGCGGAACCUAUUCCACCAGUGUCAGUGUCGGAAGAAAGCAUCGGCACAAGUACCAGUACAUCUGUGAGACAAGCUCUACCGUUGCGACAGCGUCUCCAACCAGCACAUCACCAGACCGGAGUGUCCACACGUCCCCAGGGUCUUUCUUCGAACGAGUCCUCACGCACCACCAUUGACCACUGGUGGAAUAAGAAUAUUGGACAUGCACCGGCUCAUCAGAAUUCACCCCAGCCAUCAGGCCAAUCAUCUACAUUUCCAACAAACACCGACACCACUGUCCAACAGGAGCAUGUGAACAACAACAUCAACUCCACCAGUCCUGGUACUGGUACUGGUACUGGCACUGGUACUGGCCCUGUCUCUGGUUCCUUUCUGAAUCCAACCGCCGCAUCGUUCGAACACUCAGGACCUCCCAAAUCUCAACGAACUUCCAAGCCGGCCCAGCCCAUCGCCUUUCCCGCUGUUCCCACCUCCACUAACACCGACAAGUACAUGACGACAGAAAUCCUGCUCCUCCAAGUAAACCGCUACAUCCACAAUCUGUGCUCCAAAAUCCUCCAUCCCACCCAUCUAUUCCACGGCACAGGCGCCACGGGGAUGCUCCCCACCAAUCUGUUCGACAACCUGCUUUGGCUGGAAGACAACGAAUGGAGAUAUCUCCCCCUUUGGGCUGGCGGUAACGACGACGGUACAGGUGGUGUGUACGAUGAUUUACCUCUUCCGAUCAUCGACGAGGCUACUGCACAAGCAGAGAGUUUCCGUCCAGGACGUAUUCGACGAGGCUUCGAUGCGCCUUCGGAAUCGGACGAAGCGGGAGGAUCGGAUUGUUUUGAAGAGAUUGAGAGUUCGCAGGCGUUGAGUACCGUUGGUCGUGCGAGUAAGAAUGCGACGGAUGGCACGGCCAAAACAAUUGCCGAUACGGUUGUGAGUUUGGGAAGUGAGAGUGGAAAUGAAAGUGCAAGUGUGUCUGAUUUCUCGGAUACGGCGUUUGUGAGGCUCUUGCUUGAUGAUGUCAGUCUGAGUGAUGGCCAUCAUGAACCAAGACAUGGAUAUGGACAUGAACGUGCAAUGUCUCCGAAUGUCUCAGAUGAUGGUCUUGACACAGAACAUGAAUUCGAAUAUGACGACGACGACGAUGAUGAUGAUGACGACAAUGAAAACGUCAGUGGCAACGACAGCGACGAUCAGGAAACCAUUGCUGGAGGACUCGACGAUGACCAUGACGAAGGAUUUGAGGAAGUUGAUGACAAUUAUGGUGUCACGACAGCAGUUCCGCAGACCAUUGAAUCCGUCGAUGUGAAUAUCCAUAUCUAUGACAAUGGCCGGGACGGAGACAGAGACAGUCACAUUGCUCCAAAUCCAAUGACGGGAAACGUCUCAAACAAUCCCAGGUCCAUGGAAGAUGAUGAUUUCGAAAUGAUUUAAUUGGAGGGAAACAAUACAGAGGAAUUCAGAAAAUGACCCGUCCCUCAAUCAGAGAGUGAGACUGAAGAGAUGAAAAAGUUCAUACUAUGAGACCAAACAACCAUUGGAGACAUCAAGUCGAGAACCCUGCAUGACAACUUACCAAGGUAGAUAAACCGUUACGGAUAGCAUUUCUAUCAUUGCAGUACAGCGACAUGUACACUGUGGAGUGGUGCUGAAAUAGAUCAAAAUCCAAG